Messenger RNA from Effrenium voratum, 637 nucleotides. The record is from the annotation of a GenBank genome assembly. Lineage: Eukaryota; Dinophyceae; Suessiales; Symbiodiniaceae.
AGCCCAUUUGGCUCUUUGGCUCCGCAAAUAUAUUUUUUCUGUCUGAACUUUUUGCCGUCCCUUUCAACCGAACAUGGGUGCCUGCGGCAGCGCCAAUUCGGUUGCUGUCGUGAAGGCCCAGCCUGCUGCGCCCAAGCCAAAGUUUCGUGGACAUAGGUUGCAGGAUGUGCCAUUGUCCCCCUGUGCUUCGUGGCAGGGCCCUGAUUUGGGCGCUCGAAUCUCGCGGCCGGAUCGCAGCCUGCACGACGAGCACGUGCAGAGGCUGGAGCACUUCCUGGAAUGCGUCGAGCAGCAGCCAAAGGCCCUGGACAAGUUGAUCACUAGGAGGCGGCGUGCAGCAAAGGUUGCGUGCUGUCCGCCGCCUGACACGGGGCUGAGGCCUCCCGAGAUGGGGCAGAGCAGUCACCCAAGUCACCGCGUGGUGGUAGCACUGUAGCCGGCGGCCCCUGACAGAACCACCAGAAGGUUCCUUUGAGGGCAGUUGCUGACACAUGUAGAAAAGGCCCAACCCUGCAACAACCCUGCAGCUGCAUGCUGCAAGCAGGAUAUGCCAGAGAGUUUUUCUCCCGGUCAGUUAGUUUGACGCAGCAGGGGGACCUGCUGGACAUAUGAGCCGGUAUCUCGACUUCAAGCUGGC